Podarcis lilfordi (Lilford's wall lizard) is the source of this 4356-nucleotide messenger RNA. The record is from the annotation of a GenBank genome assembly. NCBI's taxonomy places the organism in Eukaryota, Metazoa, Chordata, Lepidosauria, Squamata, Lacertidae.
GGGCUCUUCGAAACAGGAAAACGAGUGAGAAGGGGAGGGGAAGGAAGGGAGAAGGGGGAAGGGGAGGGGGCCCCGAAAGAAAUAGGAAUAAAUUUUAGUAUAUUUUUUGGGGUGUGCGUGUGUGUGAGUGAGCGGGAGUGUGCGUGCCGGCGCGCGCGCGCCCUUUUGCAAUUCCAAAAUUAAUGGCCAUGAGUUCGUUCUUGAUCAACUCCAACUAUGUGGACCCCAAAUUCCCACCAUGCGAAGAAUAUUCCCAGCACGAUUACCUUCCCAGUCAUUCUCCGGAAUAUUUCGGCGGCCAGAGGCGAGAGGAGAACUCUUUUCAACCCGAGGCGUUGUACCCAGCGCGGUCCGCCUGUAACCAACCAUCCUAUCCUCCAUGUCAGGGCUCUGGGCACCCGGCAUCGGUCCUGUCUCCCAGGAGCCAGCGUGUCCAUGCUCCAGCUGGACUUCAAAACCAUCUCUCCGAAUCAAACCACACUUGCGAAUCCAUCACGCCAAGCCCACCGCCUUCCUGUAGCCAAAACUCUCUCAACCAAAGCCCGUCCUCUUGCAAAGAACCGGUAGUUUAUCCUUGGAUGAAGAAGGUUCAUGUUAGCACGGGUAAGUGAACCUUAAAGUGCCGUUCGCUUUAUACUAACCUGCACCUCAAAGUCUUGUUGGGAAGAAGAAGAAGAGAGAGAGAGAGAGAGAAAAGCUUAUUGCCCCCGUUGUAAAAGAACCAUUCCCCUUGGAGAUUUAUGGUCUCCCUGUUUGCAGAGCGCUAUAAUUACAUCCUCCAUAAAUUUUUAUUGCUCUUCUUGGCCAACUGCCUUUGAAGUCCCUGUUAACAUCCUCCUCCAGUUUCUUUCUUUCCCUUCCUUCCUCCCCACCCCCCCACCCCGUCCUUUAUUCUUUUCUUCCUUUCCUUCCACUGGAGAACGUUCCCCAGGAAAAGUUUGAAGGAGGUACGGGGUCUUUUAUUUUCAUUGUCGGCUUAAAUUGUAUUGAAGUAGAGAGUUUCAGCAAACUUCUACUUUGCCUUUCUCCAAGGCUGGGGGUUGCGGGGGGGUGUUUGUUUUAAGAUGGUCCCUUCAGAGCAACGUUUCAGAGAAGGAUGUCUCGUGGGUUUCAAUGGGAAUGACUUCCCAGAGGGGGAAAAGAAGGUUGCUUGUCUUACGAUCGAGGGGUUUGUUUGUCUUACAUGUGGGGCAAACUUUAUAGAACUUUGAGGUGCACAGGCAACUCCUUCGUACACGUGCAGGAGCCUUAGGCAGCUCGCUAGCUCGAUCCUCAAGACGCUUGAGUCGGUGUAUUUGAAUUUAUGCCUAUUUAGCGACAGCGAUUUGACUGUAUUUAGUUCAACCCAAGCAUUAAGGCUGAACGGAACUGCAGAGCAAGUUGUAGAUCUAUUUCGCACUCAAGACUAAUGCAUUAUAAGGGUUCUGAUACGCAUAUAUGCAUUCGGCCUUCCUUCCGUCUCUUCACAUUUAGUUACCCAAAGGCUAGUAACACUUAGAGGCUGUAAAACGGAGUGCAGGGCUGUUACGUGAUGCUAGGGUUCAUAACUGAAUGCAACCCCCUUCUCGUCUCGCUAUCACUCUCGUCCUUUCUCACCUAACACUGUGAUCUAUCCUCUGGAGUAAUCAGAAUGAUUCCAAUGGGAUUACUCUACACUGCCGUUUAAGCGCAGCUGUUUGAAAGCUUGGAGGACUUAGGCGACCUCUGGACCAGGAGAACAGCCUGGCUUUUAAUAGAUUAGUGGUUGCUUUGUGUUUUUUUAAAAGAGCUGUGUAAGGCUUAACAUAGAUGCAACGAAGCAGGAAGGUAGACGCGAAGAUUUAGGCAGUGAAUGGGGUGCAUUGGGAGACCCUGGGUGAGAGGAAAGGUCAGACAGGGAGACACUCGUUCAAGCGAUCAGAAUCAACCUUGUGUAACCCUCAAAGUUCUAAAAGUAAACUCUGGAUACACCCACAGGAAUGGCUGGCAUUCGGGCAGUCCAAUCCUAUGCCUCUUUACCCAGAGGUAAGCCCCGCUGAGCUCCCCUCCUGUGUGGAUAGAUAUUAGAGACUUACAGUCCCACUGAGUUUGAUGGGACUCAUUCCUAUGAUCGUUUAGAUGGGAGCAAACACGGUUAAGCUCCGUGGGACUUCCUUCCCACGGGUCUCCUUUCCGAGUAGGAGGUAAAUAUCCAGGCUCUUAGAGCGUCGCUGGGGGAGGGGUGUGGUUUGGGGGACUUGUUUUGUAAAGGGUUGUGGCGUCUUCCAGGAGCCUUUUUUUCCAAGAGAAGGUCGUGGUUUCUGUUUCGUUUUAAAGGGGCAGAAGAAGAGUAACGCUCCCCACCAUCUCCUCUCCCCCCCCCAACCCUGCUCCCCUCCCUGUUCCUGCUCUCUUUCUCUCUCCCCUGCCCCACUCCUCCUUUUGUGUUUCUACAUUCAGUCAACCCCAACUACGCGGGAGGGGAGCCGAAGCGUUCCAGAACAGCAUAUACCAGGCAGCAAGUCUUGGAGCUGGAGAAGGAAUUCCACUACAACCGCUACCUCACCCGGAGGCGGAGGGUGGAAAUCGCCCACUCGCUUUGCCUGUCCGAGCGCCAGAUCAAGAUAUGGUUUCAAAACAGGAGGAUGAAAUGGAAAAAAGACCACAAGUUGCCCAAUACUAAGAUCCGUUCCAAUUCUGCAGCCAGCCUCUCGGCGCAAGGCGCGGGAGGAGGUGCCCAGGACCGAACCAAUGGACCAACCCCAAACCCCAGCGCCACCCCGACCACCACCACCCUAUAACUGGCCUUUGAGCGUGGCGGCCCGCGAGUGUGUGUGUGUGCGUGCGUACGUGUGUGUGUGUGCAGAUCUGUGUGCUUAAGAACUGAUGUGUGAAAGGGAGGGAGGCCUGGUAGUUUUCCUGUUCCUGAGGGAGAAACAUGGGGGCGUAUGGGGGGAGGGGACUAGUGGGUGGGUGAACUGGGACCACUAUUUAUACGAGGGGAGAAGAAACAAAGAAGGAUGAGUGGGUUGGGGUUUUUUUGCGGGGGAGGGGGGGUUAGUUCUUUGGCCGGAAAGCAGGGUUGCCGUGUUGGGGGGGGGUAGCUCCUCUGUUCUAUAGGAGAUGGGGUUUUCAGAUUUGGCUAAGAUGGAUCCCUUUUUCAUCCUUAAUCAAGCCAAACUCGGGCCCAUUUGUCAUGUUUACUCUCGCGUACAAACGAAGGACCUUAUGCCAACCAUUAGCGCGACAGCUAGAGUCGUCUUUAAUAAAUGAGGCCCGGUUUCACCUAAGGAGAACUGGACUCUCUCUCUCUCUCUCUCUCUCUCUCUCUCUCUCUCUCUCUCUCUCUCUCCUUUCGAACACCCGCUUCUUCCACCCUACUCACCCCACUAGCCAGAAACCCCAGUUUAAACCCAGCCAUUUACCCACAAGGCGACAGAAAAGUGUUGUUGGCAUCUGCUAAACACAGCUCUAGAUAGGAGAGGGAUUGGAAAGGGGGGGAAAGAAUUCUCACAGCCCUCUAAGGACUUUACUGGAUGAUAAAUAUUGUAAUAUUCCAAGUAAGGAAGGGCAUCAAGCGGCGGCGGGGAGGGGGUGAGAAUCGGGGAAGGACACAAAAUAAAAAAAAGAGGAAGAAGCAAUGUAAUUUAAAGGUGGCAGGGAAGUACUUCAGGUUAAUUAUCUAACCUGGAAGACCUGGAAAGCGGAGAAGGGCAGUGCAUUUCAGUCUAUAAAGUUGAUUAUAGCAUAAGGCCAUCUGGGUUCCAGCAGCCAUGAAAAUGGAACGGGUGGGGCGGGGGGCCGCUUUGUAAAUAAGGAUGCGCCUUCGCUGCCUUCGCUUCAGUUUUUGAAAUGAAUGUGAAGAUAAAGAUGAAUUUUCAGGAAAUUCCCUAGAGAAGUAAGGCGUGAGGAAAGGAAUAUGGGUAUUCUCUGCUCUCGCUUUCUCUCUCUCUCCCCCCCCCCUUUCCAUCUCUCUCUCUCUUGUCCCCCCUCAUUCUCUUCUCUCACCCUUCUCUCUCCUAUACUGUAUAUGACAUUCCGAAAUGGUGUGAUUCCAGAGAACUUGAGGGAGGGGGGGAAUAUAACACUCCCCUCCUUUCGUUCUGUAUAAUUACCUCUUGUUGUUUUGUGUGAUACCCAUAAGAACAUGUAUAUAGCAGCAGCCACGGUGGAAAAACAACAACAACCCCGAAAUAAAGCAUUUAUGGUGAAUACGGUUGUCCGUGUCUUUCAGGGUAUCUGAAAUAGUCGCGACAUUAUUCCUUUGUUCUGAUACUUUUGCAGACCCCUUUUCUAUUCGACCAGGUUUUUAUUGUUGUCAUUUUCCAAGCCUGCACUUCCCUAAUGGAAACAAAAGAUGUUUGACCAUAGGGUAUAUCCUCCUUAACUACAGCUAAG